Echinostoma caproni is the source of this 366-nucleotide messenger RNA. The record is from the annotation of a GenBank genome assembly. NCBI's taxonomy places the organism in Eukaryota, Metazoa, Platyhelminthes, Trematoda, Plagiorchiida, Echinostomatidae.
AUGGAGAACGUGAAGUCGGAUGGACAGAAAAGACCCUAUCGUUUCACCAGUGCGGAAGAUCGACGAAGAGUAAUUGAAUGUGCACGCAGACGUGAUGAGUUGAAAGAAGUUACAAAACACCUCGGCAUCAAGAUCAAAACAUGUCAUGCUAUUGCAGCCACGAAUCGGGAAGUAACACUAAACCCUGGGUCUUAUAAGACUAAAUUCAACGACGAGUUCACAAAACAUUUAUGUGAUGUUGUCGAUGAGAAGCCUAAAGCCACGUUGAGGCAGUUAAAGGAACGCAUGGGGACGGACUUCCCGAGUAUAUCUCUCAGCAAGACUUCCAUUGAUCGAUUGCUGGAUGGACAUCAAUUAACAAGCUGA